Diatraea saccharalis (sugarcane borer) is the source of this 1504-nucleotide messenger RNA. Lineage: Eukaryota; Metazoa; Arthropoda; Insecta; Lepidoptera; Crambidae. The record is from the annotation of a GenBank genome assembly.
UAUUUUUCUAUGAAGUUGGCAUUCUUCUCGUAGAGUAUUAUUGUUCUGUGGUCGUGAGCAAGUCGUGAGAGAUUUGAUAGGCUGGAGAGAUUUGAUAUGUAUACGGUUUACUGACAAAGUAAUUUAAUAAAAAAAUGUCUUCAAAAGUUGCUGUAGUAACAGGAGCAAAUAAAGGUAUCGGAUACGCUAUAGUACGCGGUCUCUGCAAAAGGUUUGACGGCGUCGUUUACCUUACAUCUCGUGAUGAAGAACGUGGAAAACAAGCAGUGUCUAACCUAAAUAAAGAAGGUUUGAAACCUUGUUACCACCAGUUAGAUAUCAAUGACACCAAAAGCAUUGAAACCUUCAGAGAUUACAUUAAAGAUAACCAUGGCGGGAUCGACGUUUUAGUGAACAAUGCCGCCAUUGCGUUCAAGAGUAAUGCAACAGAGCCGGUGAGCGUUCAGGCUGAGCAGACUGUUGGUAUAAACUAUUUUUCUGUGUUGAACACUUGCGAGAUCCUUUUCCCCAUAGUUAGAAACGGUGGUAGAGUUGUAAACAUAUCAAGUUCUGCUGGUCAUUUGAGUAAUAUACCGAGUGCGACACUCAGAAGUCGUCUAGCUAACCCAAACCUUACUAUACCACAGCUUUCGGAAUUAAUGAAACAAUACAUUGAAGCAGCUAAACAAGGCACUCAUGCUGCUGAAUGGGGUAAUUCAACAUAUGUAGUAUCAAAGGUUGGUUUGACUGCACUCACAAUGAUUCAACAAAGAAUGCUUAAUGAUAGAGAUAUUAAAGUGAAUGCAGUUCAUCCUGGUUAUGUGGACACUGACAUGACUUCACACAAGGGAACCCUGAGUAUUGACGAAGGUGCGGUAGCACCAUUGUACCUUGCUCUCGAUGCACCGGACACAGUCAGGGGACAGUACAUGUGGUGUGAUAAGAGAAUUGUUGACUGGGUUGAAAAGAAACCACUGGAGUAAUAUUAAUUAUUAAUUACAUUGUGUCAACAUUUCAGAGUCAAUAGCAGGGUUCAAUAUAUUAGGGUUUUUUUUAAAUAUAAUGUUAAAUAAUAAUUUAGUCUGUUCCUACAGUAGGAAAAAAUAGACAAUGAUUCAUAGUAUUAUGCGAUAAUAAAUGAUACAUACCAUAGAUAAGAAAUUAGUUUUUUUAUUACUUAUUUUAUAUUCCUAUAUCUUAUGAAUUAAUUUUGUCCUUUUAUAAAAUGGUAAACGUAUUUAGUGUUGUGUACAGAAAUUUUUUUUGUGUAAUUAAUUAUUUGUAAUGCGUAUUUAUCAUCUAAUUAUUGUUUUUUGAUUAAAUUAUUUCUGAAAAUGGGUUAAGGUAUAGUUGUAGUUUAAUCAAUAUUUAUUAAGUGAUUUUUUAUCAAGAUUAUCUUUAGUUUUUUUUAUAGUCUGGUGAAGUGCCUUUCCAUAUGUAAUUAAGUUAAAUGAUAAUAAUGUUGCAGUAAGUAUUUUCUUAUUUGGUUUAUAUAACGUCCAUCAUAUAUUUUUGUAUAGCUUUG